CGGCACGCAUCCCGUGUCUCCUUAACGCAGUCAGCGCACUCCACUCUGCCCUACAUCGAGGAGCUCUUCCCAACGGCGCUGAGCAACUUGACGCUCAAGUCACGCGAAGCGACGAAUAUCCUGCAAUCGCGCUAUCAGCGGUGGAUCCCCACGCCUCUGCGCGCCAUUAGCGACAAUCGCGGCGAUGGGGUGACAUCCGAUACAGCCGUGUCCCAGCAGUGUGCAUGAAGAAUCAACAGGAGCGCUUUCACGUGCAGGACGCUGCCCGGUUUGAGCAGUACCUCCUUUCGACCGAGAAGCGGCACAGGGUGACCCUCUCCCCUCACGAGCUCGUGGUGGAUGUCUUAGCGCUCUCGAGCGACCACUAGGUCGGCGUGAUUCUGGCACUGGCCUAGCGCCGCGCUGAGGGUUGCCAUGAUCCGUGUGGUGGAGGCGCAGUGGGAGACGCAGGUGCGCAGUCUGCGGGUCACGACCCGCUUCGACAAGACGCUUGCGAUCUGCGAUGUCUCGGCCUCGAUGGGAUCGCUUGGUAUGCACUUCGGCAAAUUGGUCAUGUCCCACAUCCCGCCCGCAGUCGCGCUCUCCCUGCACGCCGCCCAGUUGUCCGACGGACGACGCGAUUGAAGCAGUGUGUUUGGCCAUGGCUCACGAUGUUCUGCAGAUCGCAUCCUGGACUGUGUCGAGCGGGGCCACUGUCGACGCGCUGGCGCAGCGGAGCGAAGUUGCGAUGAUGACCAGGUUCUUUCCCGUGAUGCUCAAGGUGCUUAUGGGUGAUGAUGAGGAAACGGACGUGGUUGAUGUUGUUGUGGAGGAUGGAUGUGCACACAAAUUUUCUCCGGUCUGGAGGUCGUUGACUUGAUGAUCAGAAGCUGCGCAGUGAGCCGCCCUUACCCCCGAUCCCUGCUCGGUGGUGGC
Mycena citricolor is the source of this 915-nucleotide messenger RNA. The record is from the annotation of a GenBank genome assembly. NCBI's taxonomy places the organism in Eukaryota, Fungi, Basidiomycota, Agaricomycetes, Agaricales, Mycenaceae.